This is a messenger RNA of Bipolaris oryzae ATCC 44560, 1731 nucleotides long. RefSeq lists its product as uncharacterized. The transcript has a single exon. NCBI's taxonomy places the organism in Eukaryota, Fungi, Ascomycota, Dothideomycetes, Pleosporales, Pleosporaceae. Bases 1 to 1731 code for a protein of 576 amino acids. Gene Ontology annotation, biological process: nuclear membrane fusion involved in karyogamy; karyogamy involved in conjugation with cellular fusion. The record is from RefSeq and is a predicted model, not a curated record. Gene Ontology annotation, cellular component: endoplasmic reticulum membrane.
AUGACCACCCAACAACAAAGGCAGUUCCUUAAUCUUUGGGCCAGGGUCACUUUUGCGAAGCUGUUCAUCUUGGGCACCUUCUUCCUUCCAAAGGCACUUGCCAAUUAUCACACCCCGCUACCAGACGCAGCACCUACUAUCGAUGUCAAUUCACUCCUCCAACACACAACAUCCAGAAACCAAAAGGUGAUCACACAAGCUCUUGGAAUCGUAUCGUCCAUGCAGAAUGCACCUACAUGCACCCAGAUGGCCGCUUCGCACCUGAUGAACGAAUGCAAACUACUGGAGCAUGCGCCCGAGUUUACGAAAAGUCGACCGGAGGCAUACCUUGAUAAAGUCAAAAUAGAAUACGCAGCCAAGCUAGCUGUUUGCGAACUACUCAGCACUCAACCAGUCAAUUCAGUUGCGCCACCGCAUUGCGACAUACUCGUUCCAGCUGCUAAGCAUUGUGACAAAGGCGGUAGCUGGUGGCAUGCUCGACCAGCGGUGGUAACUGAAGACAGGCAGUGCUACCCUAAGUUCAAGGAAUACCAGUAUAUGCAAUGCCUCAAAAGCCUCCAAUCAACGCCUCAGUACUGGACGUCAUUUAGCAAUGCCCGUCAGAAUGCAGUUGUCAUGUGUCAAGCAAGUAGAGACGCCAUUGAACGAGAAAACCACUUGGAAGUUUUCAAAAACCUGACCAAGGUUGUUGGUGGUGUUACUGAACACAUCCAUAAGACAACAGUAGAAUACGAAUAUCUGAUCCGCGAACAGAGGCAGUACGCUGAGGAAGCGCGGAACUCGCACGAAGAGCUUAAAGAAGACAUCCAGGCGGUUCGAACGACAGCAGUUGCAACGGUGGAGGCGAUAGACAACAAAUUCCACGCCUUUAUGGAGUCUUCGAUCUCGAACCUCAUAGUAGCGCUGGCUACCAGUCAGAGCAAAGAGAUUGAUCAGAUACAUGAGAGAAUGUAUGAGUUCUCGCAACAGUUGAUGUCGGAGAGUUCACAGCUUGCUAAUUACUUCAACGACCAGCUGCAGCAAUACCAUGAAGGUGCUCUGUCUAGUCUACAAUCCCAUCACGAAGCACAGGUGCGCAGCUACGUGGUCUUGUCAAACCACAUGGGUGUUACCCAAGACACCAUCAACAAGACAAAUCAAGCCGCCGACCGCUCUCUCUCCAAAAUCGACAGCAUCGCCCAGCGACUUGACAUCUUUGAAUCACAAACUAAGCACAUCGCUGAGGGCUUUGCUUUCCUCAGCGCCAUGCCGACGUUCGUCAAAUCGCUUGUACACAGAUUAGUAGCUACAGCUGGCACCAUUUUCACGUUCUUUGUCCUCUUCAAGCUCAACAUGAGACUCGCUCUAUAUACUGUUGGCGCAUGCAGUUGGGCUUUCCUCUUCUACAUGAGCGGUGCCUUACACUGGCUUGCAUCACCGUCAUCACACAUGCACAAUACAGAAGCUUUCAAUCCGCUCGCCAUUCUCGACAACGUGUCAUCGUGGCAAAAGGUCAAGGGCAUGCUACUCCUAUUGUGGUUGAGCGCAUAUCCCAUUUGCCGGCUCAACAUAUAUCUUGGCGGCUUUGUUACCAUGGUGCUCCGACAGCUUGCAGGAAUAAUCUGGUUGGACGGGUACAGCAAUGAGGGCGGGACUGGGUAUCUCCCGAGCAUCGAAAUCCCAGCGCCUGUGGAAAACGUUCCGCGCAAAGGCAAUUUCCCAGGCACCCGGCAGCUUAACUGGCCGGACUAG